Syzygium oleosum is the source of this 4244-nucleotide messenger RNA. Its product is annotated as disease resistance protein RPV1-like. The record is from RefSeq and is a predicted model, not a curated record. NCBI's taxonomy places the organism in Eukaryota, Viridiplantae, Streptophyta, Magnoliopsida, Myrtales, Myrtaceae. Bases 122 to 3682 code for a protein of 1186 amino acids. Gene Ontology annotation, molecular function: ADP binding. The transcript is spliced from 6 exons. Gene Ontology annotation, biological process: defense response; signal transduction.
CCGGUGGAAAGUCUUUGUUCUCCUGAACAGUGGGAUCUCGACCUUUCACAUGGUGUUUCACUCGUUCCAGUCGCAAUGUAAAAAGCUCCUCACGCUCGCACACGCGUAGCAGAGGAAGAAGAUGGAAUCGAGGACUGUGACGCUUUCGUCGAGUCACAAUACUGCUUGGGAGUGUGAUGACUCUCGGCACGGUCGCGAUGCUGCUUCUCUAAAGAGGCGGAGGACUACCCCGGAAUCACACUUUCCAUCGGCGUCACCAAGCUCUGACUUGGCUGGAAACAACUAUGAUGUGUUCUUGAGUUUUAGAAGACCGGAUACUCGCAAGGGUUUUACAGAUUUCCUAUACAAAAGCUUGACAGAUGCUGGGAUAUGCGUAUUUCGAGAUGAUGAUGAGCUGCCUGUCGGAGAAGACAUCAAGCCUGCGCUGAUUGAAGCGAUCAAACAGUCGAAGGUUUUAAUUCCCAUCAUCUCCAGGGAUUAUGCUUCCAGCAAAAGCUGCCUCAUGGAGUUGGUCCAAAUAUUAGAGUGCAAGCAAACGAUGAGUCGAGAAACCAUUCCCAUUUUCUAUGAGAUCGAGCUCUCGGAUUUAAAAGACCAGAGGAAUUCUCUUGAGAAGAGCUUUUUUGAACACCAGAGGUACGGGGUUGAUUGUGAGACCAUCCAGAAGUGGAAGCUGGCUCUCAAAGAGUUUGGCAGGUUAAAGGGAUUUGUAACGGCGAAGAUACAUAACGGGCAUCAUUCCAAGCUCAUAGACGAGCUCAUCCCAAUUGUCCAGCAAAAGCUGAAGAAGGGUCGACUACUCGUGACAAAACAUUUAGUCGGAGUUGACCGUCAUGUCCAGGAGAUUAUGAGAAAGCUCGGUGUUGUGCAUCGCAAUGGACAAGUAAUUGAAAUAUGUGGCAGUGAUGUACGAGUCCUUGGAAUAUAUGGUAUUGGGGGUGUUGGCAAGACUACUCUUGCAAAAGUUGUUUACAAUCAACUCUAUGAUCGCUUUCAAGGUUAUAGUUAUCUUAGGGAAAUUCGAGAAUUACAUCAACAUGAUAGGAUCUUGUCCUUGCAAAAUCAAUUAAUCUCAGACCUUCGAAAAAGAAGUGUUUCGUUCGGAUGUUCUGAUGAUGCUAUGGCAGUUCUUGCUGAAGGAUUUCGCAAUAAGCAGGUCCUCAUUCUCCUUGAUGACGUGGAAGAUUUUGACCAACUCGAGGUGGUUGUUGGGGAGCUUAGUUGGUUUGGUCCAGGAAGCAGGAUUGUUGUGACUUCUAGAAAGAGCGACAUCCUUUUGAAGUUCAAAGAGGCUGAAACCUAUGAGGUUGAACCAAUGGAAGAAGAUAAAGCUCUUCAAUUGUUUUCUAGGCGGGCUUUUGGAAUGGAUUCUCCUAGCAAGGGCUUUGAAAGCCUUUCCAAGGACAUCGUAUCAGCUACUGGACGACUUCCUUUAGCACUUGAGGUGACAGGUUCGCGUUUGUUCGGAAAGUCAAAGGGUACAUGGAAAGAUACAUUGGAGAAGUUGAAAGACGCUCCUCAUGAGAAAGUCGAACAUGCGUUGAAAAUAAGUUACCAUGCUUUAGAUAUAUAUGCAAAGCAAAUAUUUCUGGAUAUAGCAUGUUUUCUGAUUGGAAAGGAUGAGAGAAUUGCCUUUUACAUGUGGGAAGACUGUAAACUUUAUCCUUCAAGUGGUAUUGAAGUUCUCCUUGUAAUGUCUUUGGUGAAAAUUGGAGAAAACAACGAGCUAUUGAUGCAUGAUCUACUGAGAACUCUAGGCAGAAAAAUUGUUUUAAAUGAAGAUCCUAUCCCUUGUAAUCGAAGUAGGUUGUGGGUGCACAAUGAAGCCCUAUCCACUCUACGGAAGAAGGAGGGUGCUCCAAAUGUUCAAGCCCUUGGUCUCACCUUUGACAAAGGGUCUGAUGACUGUUUCACAUCUGAGGAAUUUGGCGAGCUAUUGAACUUAAGGUUCCUUAACUUGGAUCGAGCUAAUAUGAGAGGAAAUUUUACUAGUCUUCUUUUAGAAUUAAGGUGGCUUCAUUGGCGAGGGUGCCAUAAGAGCUCUGAGCCUCUUGUUUUGAACCUAGAGAACUUGGUCAUUCUUGAUCUAUCCUGGAGUGCAGUGGCAGAUGACUGGGAAGGUUGGGCACAAAUAAUGGAGAAGGCAAACAAAUUGAAAGUUUUGGAGCUAACUGGUUGCGGUCAAUUAUGUAAAACGCCAUGCUUCGCACCUGGUAGCAAAUUAGAAAGACUGAUUCUUGAACGAUGUUCUCAUUUGUCACUUAUUGACAAAUCCAUUGGUAAUUUGAAAUAUUUGAAGUCUUUGAACAUCAAGUCCACUCCGAUUGCCCUGUUGCCGGAAGAGAUGGGUUCCUUGGAUAAUUUGGAAGAGCUUCUGAUUGAUGAAACUUCCAUAUGUCACCUUCGUUUCUUAAGAGGUUCUAUGCAGCAACUUAAAACUCUUAGUGCGUCCGGCUGCAAAAAUUUGGCUGAAAUAUCCGAGUCUAUUGGUUGUUUAAGGUCUCUGUCAUAUCUUGCAUUGGAUAAAGCUAUUAUCACAGGACUCCCAAAUUCUGUUCAGUUGUUGGAGGGACUUGUAGAGCUGUCUUUAAGAGACUGUCAGCGGAUAACUGCACUUCCAGACUCCAUUGGGAUGCUUAGGUCACUACGGAAAAUGGAUCUGUCAAACACCAGAAUUCAGAUAUUGCCAGAAUCGAUAAAAAAUUUGGAUAGAUUGGAGGUGCUAAGAAUGAAGAAUACUCACAUAAGAAAAUUUCCUAAAGAUAUUGCAAAUCUAGAGAAGUUGGAAGUCAUAACAUUUUCUGGCUGCCCUUUGAUUGGGAAAAUUCCAUGUGAUAUUUCGGGGUUGUCAUCUUUGAGAAUCUUGAAGUUAUCGUUUACCCUGAUUUUUAGCCUACCUGAGAGCAUUUGUCAGCUUUCUCAUCUCCAGACCCUCCACUUGCUCCAUUGUGACGAACUUCAGAUUCUACCAAAAUUACCAUCUAGUUUAGUGAGUUUGCACUGGGGAACCAAAAACAUGAGGAUAGUUCAGGGUCUUUCAUAUCUGAGAGAUUUGAAAGUUUUGGAAUUAGUCAAUGAUCCUGAUGAGGAGGAGAUAUCUUCCUCUGAGCUGUUCCAAACUGAAAGUUUUGCUUGGAUAUCGAGUUUAUCCAACUUAGAAACCCUAAAGCUGUGCCUUCCAAAUGUUAGUAGUCUUCCAGAAGAUUUUAAUGCUCUUACUCAACUUAGAAAACUUGAUUUGUCCUGCAUAAACCUGCUAGACCUCCCACAACUUCCCUCAAGCUUAUCAAAACUGCUUAUCAAGAAUUGCCAGAUCCAGGGGAUGGAAUUUUCUAAUCUGGAAACUCUGUCCGAGUUGGAGCUCUGUGACUGCAAUGCAUGGGAAAUUCUUGGUCUUGGGAACCUAAGGCUCCUGCAAGUGUUAAAGAUAUCUCGCUGCAACAUUAAGAACCUUGAUGGUCUCGAACAAGCAUCACAAUUGAGAAGGUUUUCUAUGUCUGAAUGCUAUUCUCUGCACAGAUUGCCGGACUUAUCAAAGUGCACAAGCUUGGAAAUUAAGGAAAUAGACUUUUGCAACAUUCAGGAUCAGCCCUGCGAGAGGCACUCUAAAAAUUGCUGCUCGAGGCACUGUGAUUGUCCUUACCAAUAUCAAUGUGGUGGUCGAUGCAUGUUGCGAUCUUAACAGCAAGCUGCAAGGAGUGCUCUCUUUAUCCAAUUGAAGAUGGUGGAGGUUAUUUCUUUCUACUAGAAUCAACAUUUCUUCAGAUCACUACAGGAUUGCAUCAAGAAGAGAGUUCCAUUUUGAAGUUCUUCGGGACAAUGUGUGAGUUGAAGAUCAAGGGCGCUGGUGAACAUAAGCUGAGAUGAUAUAUCUGAUAAGCUGAGAUGCUAUAUAUCAUAAAUAAAUCAGUGAUACACAGCAAUGCAUUAUGUGGAUGCCAUGGUGAGAGAGAAACGGAAGGGCCUUUGACAGGACAGAAGUGCCCUUUUGUCAACCUUGAAAAGCAAGCGCACUGUACCUUGCAGCCUCAGUUGUAAUUUCUGCGAGUUUCAUUCCAAGAUCUGUUAGAUUUUCUUCUUCUUGAUGCCGUGUAACAAGGUAUUUUUAGUUGAUGGAAGAAAGGCCUGUCGUUCUGUUCCUCUGGGACUUGAAUGAAGUAUAGAUUUCGUUUUCUCCAUGUUGUGCAAUACUGCUGUACAUUGUAUUCUGUAUCUUUCGACCUGUAACCGGCCCUCUUGGUUAA